Molecule: messenger RNA, 3222 nt
Organism: Tachysurus fulvidraco (yellow catfish)
Lineage: Eukaryota; Metazoa; Chordata; Actinopteri; Siluriformes; Bagridae
Gene: cnfn
Product: cornifelin
Exons: 4
Coding region: 2643-2996 (117 amino acids)
Cellular component (GO): cornified envelope
Source: RefSeq, a predicted model, not a curated record
AGAUAGAUAGAUAGAUAGAUAGAUAGAUAGAUAGAUAGAUAGAUAGAUAGAUAGAUAGAUAGAUAGAUAGAUAGAUAGAUAGAUAGAUUUUUUUUACUUUGUAAAUGUACAGUAAUUUGUCGUCUGUUAAAAAUUGAAAGAGAAAUGAACAAAGGAUGACUGUUGUAUCAGUGUGGUAAAGUCAUAAUGUCAAAUGAGAGAGAAAAUGAUUGCAUGAAUUUCUAAACUGUAAAAAGAGGUUGUUGGAGCACGUUUCACGACUAUUGGCUUCAGAAUUGCAAGAAACAACUGCGGACAGGAGAAGUGAAAAAGCUGAAGUCGCAGACAGAAAAAGGAUGGUUUAGUAGAUUGCUUAACUGAAGCUGCACGGUUACAUGUCUGGCCACAAGCUCUGCUGUGCCAUUAGGUAAUAGCAGUGACCUUUUUUCUUCUUCCUGAUUUGUAUUUGCUUGGAAAAUGACACGUCUUAUCAGUUCAUAUUUGGUAUGCAAGUCUUUCCAAAUCACUGUAUGGUUGUAUAUUUUUAACUGCUCAAAAUCAUUUUAGAUUUAUUUUCAAAUUGAUUGAAAUCAGCCCAUGUAACUUUUUAAUCUCAAGAUUUCAUUUCUGUAGUGACUUCAUAUAGCACAGAGUGUCACUGUUGCUUUACUAAUAUAAAAUGGAUGCAUCUCAACUGCAGACUUAGUCAGAAGUGUGUAAUUUUGAUCUUAGCACAUGCUCUUGCGGUAACAUGUUGCAGAAGUGCUUCUGCUUGUGUUCUAGUGACUGCUAGCACAACUGUUUAAACGCGUAGUCUAGUGACUGGUUUCUUUAUUAGUUAUGGACAAGCUAAUCAGGAACAAUGUACUUUUGUUGUUAUUACAGGAUACCAGUUGGGGUAUGUGACUAAAAGAAUUCCACUGUACUGCAAUGUAUAUGUGGUGAUAAUAAAGGCUUUUAUGCCCCGUUCUAUAUAUAUUAAUUCACUGUUGUUGUUUUUUUAAACAAAAGUCAUUACUGUUUUGCUGUAUUUACAGUAUGUCUAAUUGUUUUUGUUGUCAGGUGAAUAACUAUAACAUUAUCAAGGAGCAAAAUUCAACUCAAGAAAAAGUAAAUUAUGUAUGUAAGCCUAUACAUAAUAAGACAUGUAAGUCACAGUAGUGCGCGGUCUACUAUAUAGAACUUACUUCUUUUGUAAAACAAAUGAAAGUGAUUUCAUGAAAAUUAGCACAUAGUGCAAAUGGGAUGUGAGAGCAGAACAGAAUCCUCAGCAUGAUUUCCUCAGAAACGUUAUUUCUACUAAACUGGUAUGUUUUGUCUGUGGAUAUAGUAUUACAUUUUUGGGGUGGUCACAGUGUUGAACAUUAAAACAGCCCUUCCUGUCAGUGCACUGUUCAAACAGCUCCAAAAGAAUAAAAGCAUUUUAUGGUUAUCAAAUGAUGUGUUGAGAUAUGCUUCAGAACUUUACAAUGCUAUUACUGCAUUCAGAGUAGAAAAAAAAACAUGCCUGAUAUCCUAAGUGAACACUUGGUGACAUGCCUUGGUAAGUAAAUAAUAAAGUCAAACAACUACAAAUUCAGUUCACUGAUAAGCCUUUCUUAUUACUCAUUUAUACAAAUCAUAUACUUUUGUCCAUGUGCUCUUUGCACCUAAGGCAUACAAGGAUCAAAUGUGACUAAUUUUAUACUUUAAACAAAGGUGUAUUGUGUAUUAGUGUGGUUGCUAUAUAGGUCAUUCCUGUUAUGUGCCUGUUGGAUUAUAUAGAUAAAUUAUUUAUUCAUUACUUAUUUACUUAACCUGAAUUACACGUCUGUUUAUCCCUGAAGUAAACGUUUGAUAUAAGAAGAACAUGGACCUGCCCUGCUUGGACAUAUUUAAGAGGCUGUGAUUCAUUAUAUACUGUACUUUGAAACCAUUCGACAAAACUAGCGUGUAUUCUGUUGAACUGGUUAGAACAUGUAUGAGAAGAACACGCAGACUGUCAAUAAAAUGGCAGAAAAGAUAAUGAAAAAUGAUUUUAACCCAUUUUAGCAAGCUGUGUGUGAUGUGGUUAGGGUUAGGGUUAGGGUAAAAAUACAGUAUUCAUGAUGAAUUUGUCUUGCAAUAGAGGGUUAGGGUUAGAAAUAUGUGUUGCAAUAGAUUUAUAAUAUAAUAGAACAAAAUUCUAAUAGAUUUUCAAUAAGUAUGUACCAUCUAGGGAAAAACACACACAUGCACAAAAACAUACACCUUUAUAUAUAAUAAACAUAGACGUUAAAGCGAAUAAUAUUGUUUGUAAAAGUCUGUCAGAGGUUACAGAAUCUGAAUUUAAAAAAUAAAUAAAUCAAGAAUUGUGAGUUUCUCCACCCUUUAAUGUAAAAACCACCUCCAUAGGCACACACAAGCACCAGAAAUGUUCUACACAUAUAUACUAUAUUCAUGAAAAAUAAACAGAAACCUAACUCGCCCCAAAAUCAAACAGUGUUUUGUUUUCUAACAAUGCAGGUGAGUACACCCACCCAGUACUUCUUAUCAAGGUAACAGGUUGCCUUAGCACUGCGAACCAGACUGUGACAUCAUUAUUAGUAUAAACGGUAAGGAUCUCUUUUCUCCUCCCAUUUGCACUGCUGGCUGUAAGCUCCAACCUUCACUGAGAUCUAUUGUACAACCUGACACGGAUCAAGAUGAUGACAUAUCAAACUGAAGUGGUCAACACACAGCCUCAGGUGUCAGUCACCAGUUAUACUGUUUCCACUGGGUCCUCUGACUGGAGCUCCAACCUCUGUGAUUGCUGUGAUGACUGUGGCAUCUGUCUUUGUGGUGCAUUUAUCCCCUGCAUCCUUGGCUGUAAGGUGGCACAGGACCAUGGUGAUACCUGCUGUCUACCCUUUCUACCUGGAGCCAUGAUUGCAUUACGAACCAGUAUUCGUGACAAAUACCGCAUCCAUGGGUCCAUCUGUGAUGACUGGCUGAUCAUGUCCUGCUGCCCGUUAUGUGGUCUCUGCCAGAUGGCUCGAGAACAGAAGAUGAGAGGCUGAGAAACCCAAAAAGGCAAAGAUAGGAUGACUGGUGGCUUCCUGACGACAAAACCUCUUCUUCCACAUGUUAAUUUAUAGAUAUAGGAGUGCUGUAUUGUACACUGCUUUGUACAAUGUUAUUUUAGGCAAUAUAAUAAUAAACAUACAUUUUAUUAUCAUUAUUAUUAUUAUUAUUAUUAUUAUUAUUAUUAUUAUUAUUAUUAUUAUUAUUAUUAUUAUUAUUCAU